Penicillium hordei is the source of this 786-nucleotide messenger RNA. RefSeq lists its product as uncharacterized. Lineage: Eukaryota; Fungi; Ascomycota; Eurotiomycetes; Eurotiales; Aspergillaceae. The record is from RefSeq and is a predicted model, not a curated record. The transcript has 2 exons. Bases 1 to 786 code for a protein of 261 amino acids.
AUGUUUCGACGGCCACGCGAAACUCAGCCCGACCCCAUUACCUCGGAAAUCGGUGAGAUACUUACACCUCUGGAUAUCUUUCCAUGGGGACCGCUUGCAAUGCACUACUUGGGCGUUCCCAUUGUCGUAGGUAAUGCUAUGGUUGCAGUCCGUGAUGAGGACUAUGAGCUGGCAUGUCAGAAGCUGAAGGACUGGGCAUUCUACGAAAUAAUCCCUGACCGCUCGAUUCCUCCUGAGAUAUUGGCAACGCUCAGUGAUCCAGAUCAAGCAGUUGAAGAGGUUGAGAGAGAGUACCAACGUCUGGAUAACUCAACUGUGACGUUCGAAUAUCCAACCAAUCACCACCUAGCAGGGAGUCUACAGUUGACGGUGGCCCCAAACUCCUUCGCAAACCUUCCGAUACCGGAUGUGACUGGUGACGUGAAGCAAGAUUUGUUCUCUACCAGUGGCUACGACGUAUAUGGCAAUAUAUGUGAACCACUCGAAGAGGCGUUAGUUGAAAGUUUUGUGAAGGGCGUCAUUGACGAUGAGGACGACGAGAAUGCCGAGUUUUCUGCUUGGGGAGAGACGUUGAGCACCUGGGUGGCCAUGAUAUCUGGAUAUCUUGAGGUUAAUAAUGAUAUUCUCGAUAGAUGUCCAGACGAGCGAGCGGUGAAUUGGUUUAGUGUGCAGUAUGGUCGAAUACAUGAAGAGAAGUUCGGCCCCUGGGAUAGGCGUGUCUCAAAACGACUGGGUUCCGGAAGGGAAAUUCCCGUGGAUAUGAGAGGUAACCUGUUGCCUCAAUGA